GUGUACAUUAAAUUCGAAUUAGAGUUUUGCAUAAGUGGGAAUCUCUUUGAGUAUCCAUAAGCUGUGUGGAGACUUCGUUACUAGCCCGACAGAAAUCUUUGAGCAUGACUAAGCAACUGAAAGAGAUUCUUCAAGCUAAUGCAGACCAUAUAGAUACUUUACGAGAUAUUUCAGUUCCCAGGCCCACUGGCAGUCUCAUCCGACUCAUCCACAUUGAGCACAACUACAAUUGCAUUCCUGCUGAUCACCCACCAGGAAUCAAGUCCAAACGAACUCUGCGCCAGUUGGUUUGCUCCUUGCAUGCAGAGCAAACUCUUGGCCCACUUGACUGUGCGGACUUAAAGGAGCACACUCUUAGGGCAGAUGUGAUCCUGCGACGAUUGCGUCGGUUCCUCGCCAGCAAGCGCAGAUUCAUCGACUUUAGUCCCAUGUCUGUGCUACAAGAGGCCAUUGUGCAACAUUUGGCCGCAGAGAUGGGCUGCACGACCAGAUUUUAUGACGGUCAAGAUGGCAGGCGGUACUUGGUUGCCUAUAGACCGGGAAUCGGUCCCAAUUCCUUUGAAUUGCGAGCUCGCGAGGGACAUGUAAGCCACCAGAAGAAGCAGAUGGAUUUGCGCCAAAUGGCAGAGCAUUCCUGUCGUCUGGGCAGGAAAAUUCUUGAGAAGUUCAGUGCCAACAACGGAACUGGGCAGAGCGAGGAAGAAAUCGGAGCAAGGAACAUGGAGUGA
Molecule: messenger RNA, 728 nt
Organism: Drosophila erecta
Lineage: Eukaryota; Metazoa; Arthropoda; Insecta; Diptera; Drosophilidae
Exons: 3
Coding region: 105-728 (207 amino acids)
Molecular function (GO): nucleic acid binding
Source: RefSeq, a predicted model, not a curated record